AUGUCUCGUGUGAAUUGCUCAACGCGGUGCGACCGAAUCUUCAGAGCACAGGUCCAGGGCGAAACCUACGACAACCAGGUGAACCAGGAUACGGGUAGAACAACCCGAGAACACGCGCCUAAGCAGAAGACAACGUAG
This is a messenger RNA of Phytophthora nicotianae INRA-310, 138 nucleotides long. RefSeq lists its product as hypothetical. The record is from RefSeq and is a predicted model, not a curated record. Lineage: Eukaryota; Oomycota; Peronosporomycetes; Peronosporales; Peronosporaceae. The transcript has a single exon. The coding region runs from base 1 to 138 and encodes 45 amino acids.